GCCAAGAACGCGCUGGCCCACGCGCUGCAGUCGGCUCGGCACGACGGGGACCUGCUGCGGGAACAGUACGAGGAGGAGACCGAGGCCAAGGCCGAGCUCCAGCGCCUGCUCUCCAAGGCCAACUCCGAGGUGGCCCAGUGGAGGACCAAGUACGAGACGGACGCCAUCCAACGCACCGAGGAGCUGGAGGAGGCCAAGAAAAAAUUGGCGCAGCGGCUGCAGGAGGCCGAGGAGGCCGUGGAGGCCGUCAACGCCAAGUGCUCCUCGCUGGAGAAGACCAAGCACCGGCUGCAGAACGAGAUCGAGGACCUGAUGGCCGACGUGGAGCGUUCCAACGCCGCCGCCGCCGCCCUGGACAAGAAGCAGAGGAACUUCGACAAGGUGUUGUCCGAGUGGAAGCAGAAGUUCGAGGAGUCGCAGACGGAGCUGGAGGCGUCGCAGAAGGAGGCCCGGGCCCUCAGCACCGACCUCUUCAAGCUGAGGAACGUCUACGAGGAGUCGCUGGAGCACCUGGAGACCCUCAAGAGGGAGAACAAGAACCUCCAAGAGGAGAUCUCGGACCUCACGGAGCAGCUCGGCGCCGGCCACAAAUCCAUCCACGAGCUGGAGAAGGUCCGGAAGCAGCUGGACGCCGAGAAGCUGGAGCUCCAGGCCGCCCUGGAGGAAGCCGAGGCCUCCCUGGAGCACGAGGAAGGGAAGAUCCUGCGGGCGCAGCUGGAGUUCAACCAGGUGAAGGCGGAGUACGAGCGGAAGCUGGGGGAGAAGGAGGAGGAGAUGGAGCAGGUGAAGCGCAACCACCUGCGGGUGGUGGAGUCUCUCCAGACGUCGCUGGACGCCGAGACCCGGAGCCGCAACGAGGCCCUGAGGCUGAAGAAGAAGAUGGAGGGCGACCUGAACGAGAUGGAGAUCCAGCUCAGCCACGCCAACCGCGGCGCCAACGAGGCCCAGAAGCAAGUCAAGGCUCU
Messenger RNA from Neopelma chrysocephalum (saffron-crested tyrant-manakin), 965 nucleotides. Its product is annotated as myosin-7-like. The transcript has 5 exons. The record is from RefSeq and is a predicted model, not a curated record. NCBI's taxonomy places the organism in Eukaryota, Metazoa, Chordata, Aves, Passeriformes, Pipridae. Gene Ontology annotation, cellular component: myosin complex. The annotation marks the transcript as partial.